GCUCGUGCACGGAGCGCGUAUGUACGCCCAUUGCCAAGCUGAAAACUUUUGCUAGGUCUACAAGCGCACACAUACGCUGACGAUCCAUAACUUUACUGAGUGGCUGUAAUCAUUGCUAGCUCCCCAUUUAUUUGGUUUUUCUAACAUUUCGAAAUGGCUCAGUCAACAGAAAAACCGAUCAAACAAGAGUACACAGGUACCGACUUUGAGGUACGCUGCUGCGAUACCAAUGAACUCCGUAACAAGCUGGAGACCACGCUGUACGACAUGGCGGCCAAGAACGGUUGGCCAGCCGGUUAUGGGCACGUCACGUUUUCUUCCUUGAUUGAUCCAGAAGGAAAUUACGUCGGUCUCCUGAACGGCGAAAUCGUCAGCAUGAUUUCUGCCGUCAACCACAACGACAAAUUCGCGUUCAUUGGGACUUUCAUGACCUUUGAUGAACAUCAGGGCAAGGGCUUCGGCACCAAAGUCUUCAACGCCAGCAUCGCGCACUGCGGAGAUCGGGUCAUCGGUCUAUACGCCGCCCCGCAUAUGACGGAAUGGUACAAACGACAAGGUUUCGCGCAAACCGGGACGGCAUCCAUCUACCGGAAGCAAAAUCCCGAAAAACUGCCGCUGCCCGAAGGUUACAAUCCGGCGUACAUUAUUCCGCUGAAAGAUGUGGAUUUCAAGGAGGUAUUGAAUUUUGAUCGGCGAUAUUUCCCGGCAGACCGCGAGAAAUUCCUCCACGCUUGGUUGACACAUCCAAAGGUUACGUCCGCGUUGGUGUACGUGAAGGAUGGGGUGAUUCACGGGUAUGGAGCGCUGCGCAAAUGCAUCGGGGAUAAAUGGUGUAAGUUUGGACCGCUGUUUGCCGAUAGCCUGAAUGUGGCCGAACAAUUGGCGGUGGCUAUGAUCAAUGCAUUACCGGAAGGGAUUGAGUACGUGCAGUUCGACUGCUUGGAUGAUAAUCCGUCCGUUAAGGCUUUGGCUGAGAAACUAAACUUCCCGGUGACACCGUACGGCGGAGCGGUUCUGUAUAAGAACGGCGUUCCGGAAUUUGAUGUUAGCGGUGUCUACGCAUAUACUUCCGGCGCCUUUGGCUAAAUAGCUUAAUUCCACAGACAAUAUGAAUUUAAAUCGGUUUUAUGUUAACUGUUCAAACGCCUCCAUUCGUUUCACUACGAGUCUUCGCGUCGUAAAUAAACUGUCGUACAAAGACGUGUUAACAGUCUUCUCCAGAAAAAAGAUUCUGGGCAUAGACUUGCUUGGUCAAGUUGUGAGUUGAAAUUGUGAGCAGUUAUUUCAGUAGUGUCCAUCUACCGAACGACACCGUCUAACUUUGUCACUUUACUUCGUAACUGCAACAAAAUAACACUUGC
Messenger RNA from Paramacrobiotus metropolitanus, 1361 nucleotides. RefSeq lists its product as uncharacterized. The transcript has a single exon. Gene Ontology annotation, molecular function: acyltransferase activity, transferring groups other than amino-acyl groups. NCBI's taxonomy places the organism in Eukaryota, Metazoa, Tardigrada, Eutardigrada, Parachela, Macrobiotidae. Bases 154 to 1086 code for a protein of 310 amino acids. The record is from RefSeq and is a predicted model, not a curated record.